This is a messenger RNA of Oreochromis niloticus (Nile tilapia), 1623 nucleotides long. RefSeq lists its product as uncharacterized. NCBI's taxonomy places the organism in Eukaryota, Metazoa, Chordata, Actinopteri, Cichliformes, Cichlidae. The record is from RefSeq and is a predicted model, not a curated record. Bases 71 to 1009 code for a protein of 312 amino acids. The transcript is spliced from 4 exons.
GCGAACACUUCCCGCCUCAGUGGAAGUCCGGUCGCUGCUUUUCGGUGAAACCAGCUGAAGUCCACCUGUAAUGGCCGCGUCCACGGACUUUCAGGACGAGGCUGCAUGGAUUUCCACGUUUGCAGGUAAAACUACAAACACGAUGCAGCCGCUUCAGGACGGCGAGCCUCGUCCCUCAAUGCCAGAAGCUCCAGCUGAGAACCCAAGAGUCCACCAGAGUCCCAAUGAAGCAGCUCUCUGCUGGAGCACAGACCCAGGUCACCUUCCAGAGGACGACGAGCAGGAGGCACAUGAUCCAGAUCCACCUCAGGACCAGCUGGAGGUCCAGGAAGUAAAGCAGGGUCCAGCAGCUGAUGACCAAGAGGCGGGAGGCCAGGAGCAGAAGGAGGACAGAGCUUUGCCUCCAGACCCGGACUCCAACCUAACGAUGGGGACAGCCAAUCAGGACGAAGCCGGGGAGUCAGGCGGUAGCAUGCCGUCGCCGGUCGUCACUGAGACAGAGCAGAGAAACACAGAGAUGGCGGCUCAAGGCCGCCAGCCUGAGAGAUGUUCUGAACCUGGGCCUGCGGUCGAAGAAGCAGUGCUGCAGAAAGCAGGCGGACCCUCAGACCUGGUGACCUUCGCGGCGGUGAGUGCGAGCAGGCCGACCUCCGGCAGCGACAGAGAAGACGUGACCUGCUGCGACCUGCUGUCUCUGAAGAGCGACUCGGUAUCUUUGGCCAGCGAGUCCAACGUGUUCAGGAGGGUGAGUGAAAGACGAAGAGCCGGGGCCUUCACGCAGACUUCUGUUUCCGGAAAUGCCGAGCAGCUGUUGGGAUUGGUUUACACCAGCCCGACAGCUGCACCUGUACGAGCGCUGCUGCGUGUUCGUGAGUCUGACAGUAAUGAAGUGUUACACAAAUCUGCGUCCGUGCACACAGAAACACAGAAACAUUAUGUGACAUCACUCCUCACUCUGAACACGGCACGCCAAAAUAAAAGCACAAAAAACAGGAAAGAUUUGCUAUAAAUAGUUCACAGCAACGUCUUUUACGAGCCGAUGUGUUGCUUUGGACCGAGAUGAUUUCUGUGGUUUUAGGCAUAAAGAAGAAUCAUGCUUCCAUGAUUAACUUAUUUAUUUAUCCAUCAUGGACUGAGCACAGAAACGCGGAGCUCAUUAGAAAGCUCUGUGGGCAGGUACACACUGAAUCAGAUAUAAUAUCCAUGUGCAUAUCCAGGAUGCAGAUCCAGUGUCCACAAGCAGAGAACUAGUUUCUUACAGUGCAGUUUGUUCCACGAUGAGGACAGAGGGGAGGGUCUGCAUAUUAACAGGUCACUCGACGAUUUUUAAGCAUCCAUAACAUUUGCUGUUUGUUUAUAGUGAUGUCACUGGUGACAUCACGUGGUCACGGUUUGUUCAGAACAAGCCUUGAGUAAGAGUCAGACAACACUACAGCUCUCAGCUGUUAACAUGUUACAUGUUUGAAUUUUUGAAUGGAGUCUGGUGUGUGGCUGAGGUUCUCGUCACGUUUUACCCAGACUGUGAUGUCAACAGAACCAAAACUAAACCGUAAGUGAAACAGGAAGACCCGCCUUCUCCCAUCCAUGUUUAUCACGGUGGUAAUAAAGUGUAACACAAAAACU